GCGCACCGAGAAUUCUAGUAGGUACACGCACACGCACACGCACGCGCACGCGCAGCGCGUCUCUAGUAAGUGGUGGGUUUAGGACUACCUGCAGCUGGACUUUCAUUUCUCCUCUUCAGACUCCCUUAAGAAAUGUCCAUGAAUGCUACAGAGCCAUCAUCAGACAGCAUUUUGCAUCCUACAAACAUGAACGGGGAUCAUCUGGAAGCAGACCAGUCAGAAAGCUUUCUGGACAUUUCUCCAUAUGUCAAAGAAUACAUUGAAAACCCAGUUGCUACACCUAAUCCCCCAUCAGAAACUGGCUUCUUUAGUGACUCGAAAAUGCAGAUAAGUGACUGUCUUCCUAAUCCUGACGUUGCCAUCAAUGGUGCAAAUCCUUUAAUAAAUCAAAGGCGUGUAGAAUUGAACAAUGCAAAACUUGAUAUUAAAGUGAAGUUUGCAUCAUCAGAGUCUGGGCAGAAUGUCACGCUGAAUGAAGACAGAAUAUGUUUGUCUCCUCAAGAUGAGAUGUUAAUAAAUCCAAAUGUGGGUGCAGAUUUUUUACUGAAGGCAGAAGAUGAGAAUUUGUCAGGACUGGAAGAGGAGGUAUUUAAUAGUUUAUCUAAAACGUCAAAACAACAAUGUGAAGAGCCUAGCAAAGUUUCAACACCAUUGUCCUUGGGACAAGAGGACACUGCAGCACAGAUUUUUUAUCAAAGAAAACCUGAAGUGAAUUUCCAGAAUUUGGAUGAGAGUCAAAAGCAGGAGCCAUUCCAGAUAUUUGAAGGAGAAUCUUCUCUUAUCCACUCUGGGUCUACAGAGAGAAAUGAAAAAUCUCACCUUAAAGAUGAGCCACAGACAGAAACGUGUGUUCACAUGCCUGAUGUUCAUUUGCUACCUUCAGAAAAUCUAUGGACCACGAAAAGAAAUGGAUCGGUGAAACUGAGAAUGACCAAAAGCGGUCCUGGAUCAGAAGCACCAUUAACUAUUCAUCAGUAUUUUUUAGAUUCAGUAGAGCGGUACAAAGAAAUGCCUGCUUUGGCAUAUAAGAAAGAUGGGAAAUGGGAAAUGAUCAGCUAUAGUAAUUAUUAUGAAGAGUGUAGAAAAGCAGCAAAGAGCUUUCUGAGGAUUGGACUGGAACGCUUCCAUGGUGUUGGUAUUUUGGGAUUUAACUCUCCAGAAUGGUUCAUUUCGGACAUUGCCGCUAUAUUUGCUGGUGGUUUUGCUGUUGGAAUUUACACAACCAACUCCCCUGAGGCGUGCCAUUAUGUAGCCCACAACUGUGAAGCCAAUAUUUUGAUGGUAGAGAAUCAUAAACAACUGACAAAAAUCCUGCAGGUUCGGGAUCAGUUGCCUCAUCUGAAGGCUAUAGUCCAGUGGGGAGAAGAAGUGAAAGAAAAGAGGCCAAAUUUGUACAGUUGGAAGGAAUUUAUGGACUUGGGGAAGGAUGUCCCUGAUGCUCAACUGGAUGAAGUCCUUAAUCUGCAGAAAGCCAAUCAAUGUUGUACUUUAAUCUACACAUCUGGAACAACUGGCAAUCCUAAAGGGGUUAUGUUGAGUCAUGAUAAUUUAACGUGGAUUGCAAAUUCUGCUGGACUAGAAGUUGGCCUAAAACCUGGAUGUGGGGACUGUCUGAUUAGUUAUCUUCCACUCAGUCAUGUUGCAGCACAAGUUAAUGACCUAUGGAUUGCUAUGAGGUUUGGAGGCAUCACCUACUUUGCAGAUCCUGAUGCACUAAAAGGGUCUUUGAUUAAUACCAUGCGAGAUGUACGUCCAACUGCCUUUUUGGGUGUUCCCCGGGUCUGGGAGAAGAUGCAAGAAAAAAUGAAAUCUACUGGGGCAAAGUCUUCUCUUCUAAAGAGAAUGGUGGCUGACUGGGCCAAGCAGAUUGGGCUUCAGGCGAGCUACAAUUCCAUGAAUGGAAAUGCAGCUGUUCCCUGGGGUUAUAUGCUGGCAAACAGCCUGGUUUUCAAGAAAGUGAGAGAGGCACUGGGACUGGACCGCUGUACGAGAUGCUUCACUGGUGCUGCACCAAUUACCAAAGAAACUCUGGAGUAUUUUAUGAGCCUCAAUAUUUCAUUGAUGGAGCUUUAUGGCAUGAGCGAGAGUACGGGACCACAUACCAUUUCCACAGCAGAAGCAUUUCGGAUCAUGAGUUGUGGCAAAGAGAUUUCAGGCUGUCAAACCAAACUUGAUAAACCGGAUGCAGAAGGGAAUGGUGAAGUCUGUUUUUGGGGACGUCAUGUUUUUAUGGGGUACCUCCAUUCAGAAGAGAAGACCAAAGAAGCAAUUGACUCGGAAGGCUGGCUGCACUCUGGAGACCUGGGAAAGCAUGAUGAAGAUGGAUUUUUGUACAUUACAGGAAGAAUAAAGGAACUUAUUAUCACUGCUGGAGGAGAAAAUAUCCCUCCUGUUCCUAUUGAGGAUUCUGUUAAAGAAGCAAUUCCAAUAAUCAGCAAUGCAAUGUUGAUUGGUGAUAAACGGAAAUUUCUUUCCAUGUUGCUGACACUUAAGUGCAAUGUUAAUGAUUCCGGAGAGCCUUUAGAUGAACUGACCCAUCAAGUCAAAGAAUUCUGCCGGUUAUUAGGAUGCAAUGCCCAUCGAGUUUCAGACAUUGCGGGCCAAGAAAACCAUCCGGUGUAUAAAGCAAUACAGGAAGGAAUUGACCGAGUUAAUGCAAAGGCAACCUCGAAUGCACAGAAGAUCCAAAAAUGGCUGCUUUUGGAAAGAGAUUUCUCUGUGCCAGGAGGAGAACUAGGACCUACAAUGAAGCUGAAAAGGCCAGUGGUCCAAAAAAUGUAUAAAGAGAAAAUUGAUGAAUUUUAUACCGAUUGACUUGGACAUGGGAUCAGCGAUCUGCUUUCAAGAAACAGCAGGCUUUUGAAUAUAUAAAUAUAUAUUGUACAGAUGAUCAUUUCUGAAGUCUGAACGCACAACCCAUAGUCUUGCACAUGGGGCUGGAAUCCUCUAACUCUUAUUGUUUUACACGGAUAUAUUUUAUCACAAACUGUAAAUACACUUUAAAAUGAUGAUCUGAUGCAAUGUGUAGAUAUACAUUUCAAAGGCCAUUCGCUGUUUUAAAGAGUCCUUUUUAACUUGCAGAAUAAAGUAUACAUUUACUGGAA
Messenger RNA from Polypterus senegalus (gray bichir), 3104 nucleotides. RefSeq names its product long-chain-fatty-acid--CoA ligase ACSBG2-like. Gene Ontology annotation, cellular component: membrane; endoplasmic reticulum. NCBI's taxonomy places the organism in Eukaryota, Metazoa, Chordata, Cladistia, Polypteriformes, Polypteridae. Gene Ontology annotation, molecular function: long-chain fatty acid-CoA ligase activity. The record is from RefSeq and is a predicted model, not a curated record. The transcript has 15 exons. Bases 133 to 2814 code for a protein of 893 amino acids.